Messenger RNA from Ipomoea triloba (trilobed morning glory), 1253 nucleotides. RefSeq names its product probable pectinesterase 29. Lineage: Eukaryota; Viridiplantae; Streptophyta; Magnoliopsida; Solanales; Convolvulaceae. The transcript has 5 exons. Gene Ontology annotation, molecular function: pectinesterase activity. The record is from RefSeq and is a predicted model, not a curated record. Gene Ontology annotation, biological process: cell wall modification. The coding region runs from base 89 to 1072 and encodes 327 amino acids.
UCCUUGCUCUGAAAUUUGACCAAAAUAAUCUAUCUGCCAUUCUUCAUAGCUAAUUAAGGUGAGUAAAAAUAUAACAUAUAUAUAUAUAAUGCUGAAGAAUCUCGUCCUCUUUUCCUUGCUUUUCGGAUUGGUCGUCAAUGGAAAACGACCACAUUCCACCAUCCAUGUUGACCCCUCAGCCUCAUCCUCAUCCUCCAACUUCACAACCAUCCAAUCCGCCAUAGAUUCAGUCCCCUCCAACAACUCCCACUGGGUUUGCAUUUCCAUCAAGCAUGCCAUCUACAAGGAGAAGGUAACUAUUCCGGUUGACAAGCAAUAUAUUUAUCUCAAGGGAGAUGGUAAUAAAAGAGCCAGCAUUGUUUGGGGGAGCAGUGGUUCCAUCAACUCAUGCCCAACUUUUACAUCCUAUGCUGACAAUAUCAAAGUUGAAAACCUUAAUUUUGUGAAUUCUUAUAAUUAUCCUCCCAAGAAGUCUGGUGCCCGCCGUAUUAAACAGGCGGUGGCGGCCAUGGUCACCGGCGACAGAACGGCGUUUUACCAUUGCAAUUUCUCCGGCGUGCAAGACACAUUGUUGGAUGCCAUGGGCAGACACUAUUUCAAGCAUUGCAUCAUUGAAGGGGCCAUCGACUUCAUCUUUGGUGCUGGUCAGUCUAUUUUUGAGGAGUGUAGAAUAGUGGUGAAUGUUGGAUCAUCAAUGGGAGCAGGCAAUAUAGGGUGCAUAACAGCACAAGGAAGGUCAGGUGCAAAUGAUAGCAAUGCAUUUGUUUUCAAGAACUGCAAUGUGACUGGAAAUGGCAAGGCAAUCUUGGGAAGGCCAUGGAGAGGUUAUGCUACGGUCAUAUUUUUUAACUCCUCCCUCUCCGACAUCAUUCUUCCUCAAGGUUGGGAUUCUUGGUUUUACAGUGGCUACGUGGAUCAGUUAACAUUUGCUGAGGUGAACUGUUAUGGGCCAGGGUCGAACACCUCAAAUAGAGUUGCAUGGGAGGCACAAUUGAGCCAAGAAAUGGCAGAGUACUUUACCAGCUCCAACUUCAUUGACGCUGAUAAGUGGAUUAGCAAGCAACCUCAUUAAUUACAAUGGUUUAUUAUGUAAGCCAAAUAAUACACUUUCUCGUCACUUUUUGUGUUUUUUUUUUAAUUAAAAAAUAUAUAUAUUCUUUUAGAUCAAACUACCUAAUAGGUCUUGUACAACGAAUUUUGAUACAAUAUGGCCCGCAUAUCUAAAUUGUUGUGGAUUUAAUUUGUAGAUUGUA